Messenger RNA from Cydia fagiglandana, 659 nucleotides. RefSeq lists its product as uncharacterized. The transcript has a single exon. Lineage: Eukaryota; Metazoa; Arthropoda; Insecta; Lepidoptera; Tortricidae. The annotation marks the transcript as partial. The record is from RefSeq and is a predicted model, not a curated record.
CUUUGGUGGUUUGUGGGAAGCAGGAGUCAAAUCGGCAAAUUUCACCUCAAUCGUAUAUUAGGUAACGCUCGUUUAACAUAUGAGGAAUUGGCAACUCUCUUUAGUCAGGUGGAGUCCAUCCUGAAUAGUCGUCCCUUGUGUCCUUUGUCGUCCUCUCCAAACGAUUUCCAACCCUUAACCCCAGGUCACUUCAUCAUCGGCCGCGCGCUCACUUCGUUGCCGUCGCCCCACCUCGCGGAUAUAAACCCAAACCGUUUAGAUAGGUUUCAGAGGCUCGAGGCAUUAAGACAGCACUUCUGGCGGCGCUGGCAAAUGGAAUACGUCUGCGAGCUCCAGCAACGGACGAAAUGGCGUGUUCCAGGACGAGCUCUUCAACUGGGUGACCUGGUCCUAAUCAAGGAAGAGAAUACUCUUCCACUGCACUGGCGGCUUGGACGAGUCGCCAAAUUGUUUCCUGGCGCUGACGGGAUUUCGCGAGUAGCUGAAGUUGCUACUGUAACGGGCACCUAUAAACGAGGUGUGAAGUACCUCUGCCCUCUGCUGGACGAGACCCAUGAAGCCUUGAAGGCUGACGCCUCCAAGGGCCCCCAGGAUGUUUCGGCUCCUACCACCGAAGGGGAAGCGGGGACCGUACACCGCUAAACCUGUUGACCACUGCC